AGCAGGCGUCAAUCAAUUCUCUCUCUUCUGGAACAAUAAACGACAAUAAACACACAAACCGAGCUUUGUCUACUCAUAUCCAAAAUAUCAGCGGCGAACGUCCAUAAUCGAGCACACACAUGGCGGAAGUACCGAAGAAAGUGGAAGAGUUCAAUGAGCUCGAUGAACGGCGUGAUGCGUUCCAGGAGAGUUGGAAGUACUGGAAGAAGAGACAAGGCUCGUCCGAGCAUCACCACAGAAAGCUUUCUUCAAUCGACCCGCUACAGCCGGUGUCUCAGGCACCCUAUGUGAAUUCAGAUCCAGACAUAGUGAAUGGGGACACUCAGCAGCAACAGUUGAGCAGCCUUCCUCCGAGUAGGGAGCCUGUGCUGCUGAAUGGAGCAACUGCUGUGAAUGGCCAUAAGGGUGAUAGCGAUGUGAGGACAUGGUCCAGCUACUUGAACGUGCUAAAUUUCCUGCCACCAAUACCAUUGCAUAGUGUAUCUGAGACACUUCAUCAGGAGGAGAAUCAACGACCGCAUGCACAUUCCGUAUCAUCUCAAGGAGCCGGUUGGCUCAGCUGGUUUCAAUGGGGCACCCAGAACCAAGAUGACGAGCUUGUUCGUGACUUACAGAGCUCUGCUGAGAUCAAGAAGAACAUUAGAGAGGCCAAAAGGGCGAUUGAGAAUAGCGAUUCGAUAUGGGCUUGGUACCACCUUUCAGGCACGGAGGCACACGGUGAAACCUCAGUACUGGGGACCAAGACAGAGAUGUCACCGGUUGAGAUGAAGAAAUAUCCUAAUGGCGAUAUACAAGCACCUCUCACCACUGACAAGGGUCAAGUUGUACCCUUGGUGAGAGACUGCUUUAGAAAUAUCACUCUAAAGACUAAGGUGAGGACUGCAGUUCAACUGUACUACAGAUACCCAGCUGAAAGACACAUCUAUUUGAAGAACAACCUACAAAAACCACCAAUUAACAGAGUGGUUGUCAUUUCAGCUGUGGCACAGCAUAAGGGCAAACGAAACAUCACUGCGAGGGAGCUGUCCGACUGUACAUCUCUUUCGAUUAAAAAGUGGCUAGAGAAUAAUGAGCUUUUGCAAGAGGAUUGUUCAAUUGAAACGAUCUCAUUGGAAGCUCCAAAGACCAACGAUGCUACACAGGAUAACUUGUUCAAGCUGGUGAUCAACUGGAGAGAAAGCCUAAGAAAUGCCGACUGUCUCUUGAUGGUUGGCUUCAAAAGCUCCUUCUCUCUAGUGGUGCAACUGUUGGAUAUGUUAGUUUCAAGAUCUCUCUUGAAAGAACAGCUCAAGUUAGGACUCAUAAGUAUCUACGGCAUCAUUCCAGGUCCAUACUUGGAGGAUUCAGAGUCUCCUAAGCUACCAGAUGCAUCCGAAUUACAAACCACGCUCUCAAAUCUGAUCGAGAACCACAAUCUAAAGGUUACAAUCGUUGGAAGUACAGCCAAUGUCGCUGCUUCUUUGGCACUGCAAUACAGGCACGCCAAUAUAUUCAGAACAAUGUACUUUCCAGACACGCAGUAUAACAAUAACUUUGAAGUGGACCUCUUCGAAAUACUGUUGAUGUCAUCGAACCUGGGCCAGCCGUCAUUUAGGCUCCUCUUACAACUUUCGAAGUAUUUUACACAGCAAUCAACUCCUCAGACAAUAUUACACCAGAAGAUGUUCGACUCGCUCGUUUAUAACACAUUGAGCACCACGAGAUUAAUCGAGCCAACUUGCAUUAAAACGAAUGAGAUCCACGACUCUGUGCUGAACAACAACUACAAUCUGGUUUGGACUCUCCAUGCUUUCCUGGAUAACUUCCGCAAAAUAAAGCACAUUGACUCUUCGAAACGGAUAGAGAAACUGAUCACGGACUACAAAUCAUGGGAACCUCAAUCGAAACCGUUGAAGGAUCUAAAGUACAUGUUUGAAGUGUUGAAGAUUGAUGACUACAAUCAGAUGGUUUUGAAUUAACUUAUACAUUUACACUGAUAGUUUAUUAACGAGAGCCUAGCUCCGGUCAUCAUGGUCAUAAAGGUUCACACA
Messenger RNA from Williopsis jadinii, 2030 nucleotides. RefSeq lists its product as uncharacterized. The transcript has a single exon. The record is from RefSeq and is a predicted model, not a curated record. The coding region runs from base 120 to 1958 and encodes 612 amino acids. Lineage: Eukaryota; Fungi; Ascomycota; Saccharomycetes; Phaffomycetales; Wickerhamomycetaceae.